AUGACGGAAGAAUUGCAAACGCAGCAGCAGCCGCAGCAGACCCCGAUGCAGCAACCGCAGCCAAAGACCCGACUCGGACCGCAGGAUUACCGCAACUCGGAGCUCGUCACUAAGUUUAUGGCCGCCAAUCCUCCCUAUCUGUACUCUCCGGCCGUCGGGCCGCACAAUUUUUUCUUCAGCGAAAUGCUUCGCUCGUUGGUGGCCAAUAAGCGCAACGAGAGUCUGCGAAACGCCACCGAGCAACUGCAUCACCAUCAGCAGCAACAGCACCAACAACAGGCACAAGCCCAAUCACAACAUCUUCAGCAGGGUCACCUGGCCCUGCAAGCUGCAUCUACUCGGCGGCCCCGCAAGCGAUCCUGGAGUCAGCACCGGUACUAUCCGGAACUCGCCGCACCGAAGGAGGGCAAAGAUGGCGAAGAUCGACCGACCACACACCCAGAAAAGCCGCUCGAGUUGACCAACAAACUGUCCGCGUUCGGUGGUCGCAGCUUGCUGCCGUCCGGAAUCGGCUCUGCAGGAUCCAAGGUGUAUGCUGAAGAACCUCGGGAAGGUUUUAAGACCCCUUCGUACCCGGAACGCAAACAGGAGCACCCAUCGUCGGCGAGUGCGUCCGAGAAAUCGAUCAUCAACCAUCAGUCCUCCAUGCUGCCGGAGCCACCGACCGGUUCGAUGCCCCCUUCCGACCUGAUUCUGCCGCCGCCACCGCCGGUCUGGUAUCCACCGUUGUACCCGCCGUACGGUAUCGAUCCGCUGCAUUUCUUCAUCGAUCUGCGUGUCUCGGGACACAUAUACGAUCGCAAAAAGGACUCCAACUCACCCGGAUCCGAGGGAUCGCAAUUGUCGGUAAAGAGCGAACACUCGAAGCUGAUCGGUACCGGCGGUGAUCGGCAGGGCUCGGCGUUCAGUGUGCCGAAGCCCCGCUCGGAUGCGCCCCCGGUCGCGGCCGAGACGAGUUCGGCCAUCAACCUGGCGGCCGCGAUUGACGAGGGAAACUCCGUCACUGAUGCUGAUGGGGCACCGGAGCCAUGUGGGGCUCCGCUUUUUGGAGACGACCCGAAGCUGGACGCGAUCACGAAGAAUACGCACUAUGUGCUGCAAAAUUUGCCCCGCAUCUACGAGGAUCUGAACGGGAACCACAAGAUGACCGGCGAUCGCUGCCUGACGGACGACGACACGAACGGGAACGUGAGUUGCGACGAGCAGGAUACACCGGAACACGAACAGGACAGCAAAUCGGUUGGUUCCGCGAGCGAGGAUGUGGCGGGUGAGGAGAAUAAAUACAAAGAUGCCGAUUUGAACGUGAUUUCGGAUGAAGAAUCGAUCGCGGUCGAUGAGAAUUAG
This is a messenger RNA of Anopheles cruzii, 1344 nucleotides long. RefSeq lists its product as uncharacterized. The transcript has a single exon. The record is from RefSeq and is a predicted model, not a curated record. NCBI's taxonomy places the organism in Eukaryota, Metazoa, Arthropoda, Insecta, Diptera, Culicidae. The coding region runs from base 1 to 1344 and encodes 447 amino acids.